AGGCUAACGGGCCUGCUAGCCCGACCCGCCCAAUUUAUAGUCAACAAAACCAAAUAUUCCAAUUCCCACAAGGGAAAAGCAAUUUGCUGUUGUUCUUUUACCUCCUCUUCUCUUCAUCUUCUUCCUUUAGCUCGCUUGAAUUCCCUACGAUCAUACCCAUCGAUCAACUCCAUGGCGUUCGAGGACGAUCCUUACCGAGACGAGGACGGAGAGCCUUUGAUGGAUUACGACGAUAUGGCAUCGGACGGCGGUCAAUCCCCUGGAGUUCAUGACGACUUUAUCGACGACGACGGUUCCAGAACUCCAGUCUACGACGCGGACAAAUCUUCGAAGCCGAGGAAGAGGCUGGUGAAGAAGAGCGACGGCGGUAGGGACAGUUAUGCAGCUCCGCCGGAGCUGGUUGACGAGGACGAUGACGAUCAAGGGUACGAUGCGAGGGAAUAUUCAAGGGAUAGGGAGGGAUCGGCUGAAGGGAAGAAGAGGAGGAGAUUGGGAAAGGAGGGGAUCGGGAGCUCUGGGAAGGAUAGGAAAAGGCUGUUCUCCAAAGGGGAUAAGAAGUUUGGGAGUAGUUCUAAAUCUGGAGGAGGGAUGCCGAAGAGGGGAGCUUACCCUGGGAGGUUAGUUGCUGGGAAGGAUGAUGGUGAGGUCAAGGAAAUGUGGGACACCAUUGCUGGUGGCGAUUCCGAGGAUGAUAAAGAAGGCUUGAGAACUAUGGAUGAUGAUAACUUCAUUGAUGAUACUGGAGUAGACCCAGCUGAUCGGUAUGGAAGUGACAAUGAACAGCGCUCUCUCGGUGAUGUUCCUCAGGCAGAGGAGGGUGACGAGGAUGAUGAAGUAAACCAGCUUUUUAAGAUUGGCAAGAAACGGAAGAAGAAUGAGAGAAGCCCUGCAGAGAUUGCAUUGUUAGUGGAGAAUGUGAUGGCUGAGCUUGAAGUCACUGCGGAAGAAGAUGCCAGUCUAAAUGAGAGGGGAAAACCUGCUAUUAACAAACUCAAGAAGUUGCCUCUUCUUACUGAUGUUCUCUCAAAGAAGCAGCUUCAGCAAGAAUUCAUAGAUCAUGGAGUUCUGACCCUGCUGAAAACUUGGCUCGAACCCCUUCCUGAUGGAAGCUUGCCCAACAUAAACAUACGUGCGGCAGUUCUGAGAAUUCUAACUGAUCUUCCUAUUGAUCUGGAGCAGUAUGAUAGAAGGGAGCAAUUAAAGAAGAGUGGACUUGGAAAGGUUAUAAUGUUUUUAUCAAAAUCUGACGAGGAAACCACUUCCAACAGAAAACUGGCCAAGGAUCUGGUUGAUAAAUGGAGUCGACCAAUAUUCAAUAAGAGCACGAGGUUUGAGGACAUGAGAGGUGCUGAAGAUGAACGUGCUUACAGAAGGCCACCACCAAGAAGACCUGCGAGCAAUUCUGUUGGGAUGGAAUCUAGAGAUGGUGAUCUUGAUUUGGACAUGGCACGGGGAAGGAAGUCUGGCCAGCCAUCAUCAUCAUCAUCCAGGCAACAACAGCUCACUACCAGGCCAGAAGCAACAGCGUUGGAUUUCUUGGUCCGUCCACAGUCGAAGAUAGAUCCUGAAGAAAUUAGAGCACGUGCUAAACAAGCUGUACAAGAUCAGCGGAGAAUGAAGAUGAAUAAGAAGUUGCAGCAGCUGAAGGCACCAAAGAAGAAGAGUUUACAAGCUUCAAAGCUCAGUGUUGAAGGCCGUGGCAUGCUCAAGUACUUGUAAUUGUUGGUGGACCCUUCUCCUCUGCCAAGCCUGAUCAUUCUCCCUCCUGUCUCCCUCAUGUCUCUGAUCCUUGUGGCGGGGGACUCGACACUCACCACGUUCGAGUCAAGCUGCUUGUCCCUUCCUGGUUGGGAAUAUCGUGUGGGUCGUUGCUUGAGAGCUCGUACGCGUUGUUGCUGCAAUUGGGUGCAAGUUGUUGGUCAUUAUCGCCUCCCUUGUGUUAGAGCAUUACGAUCUAACCCUGUCUUAUGAUUCUGCAAAUCUUUCUGGAGGGAACUAAGUAUAGGGUAAAGGAAUCUGACUUGAAUAUCCUCCUUGGUGUAUUUAAGAGCAAUUGUCUUCCGGGGAUUUUACAUAGCUGGUGGAUGUGUAUUGUGGUAAUUCAAUCGUGUAUGCUACAAGCGGGUUCAAUGUAAUUUUAAUUGCUGAAACAGGAAUUAGAGGAACUCAAGACUGGAUUGUUCAUUGGUUGUUUAACCUAGUUGAGAUAAUCAUAUCAUAUCCUACAGUUUCUCUUGUGAUUUAUCAAAUUAACUUUGGUUUACCAAGUGUUACUUGUCAAACUUGUCAAGGCUUGAUCCUAUGAAGCCAUGAUAGUAAUAUAAUAAUAUUAUAAUAGGUGCUAAGAUAGUCUCAAGGGCCAUUCCGACAUCGUCAAGUGUCCCA
This is a messenger RNA of Linum tenue, 2385 nucleotides long. Lineage: Eukaryota; Viridiplantae; Streptophyta; Magnoliopsida; Malpighiales; Linaceae. The record is from the annotation of a GenBank genome assembly.